Cryptotermes secundus is the source of this 2229-nucleotide messenger RNA. Its product is annotated as venom serine carboxypeptidase. Bases 265 to 1680 code for a protein of 471 amino acids. Gene Ontology annotation, biological process: proteolysis. The transcript has 6 exons. The record is from RefSeq and is a predicted model, not a curated record. Gene Ontology annotation, molecular function: serine-type carboxypeptidase activity. NCBI's taxonomy places the organism in Eukaryota, Metazoa, Arthropoda, Insecta, Blattodea, Kalotermitidae.
UUAUUAGGCCAUUUGCACAAAAUAUGCCUGCAUCUUGGAUUUCCUUAUCUGGUCAAGUGCAGGUUUUUCCAAAGGAAGCUGAAAUCAGCCAGCACUUGAACAGCCUCUCAAAACAGUUUUAUAUUGCCCGACUCCUUAUCUAUGUAGAAUACGUGGGGGGGUGUCUGAAGAAUACCCGAUAAUGAGUCCGUAAAAGAUAAAGAGGAAAAUAAAAGACGAUUGAUGUGGCAGCAGAGGGCUCAAGACAUUUAGAUUUUCAUCGAGAUGUGGACUGCAAUAUCAUUAAUAAUUUUGCUAACAUGGGCAGUGAACCCUGGGCGGGCUAAAUUGGUUCGAUCACCUUAUCUCCUGAGAUACAGUAAUGUCGAGUGGGAUCCUAUCCCUGUUGAAGAAGACGUGGGUUCCAGACUGAUCCUUACACCAUACAUUGAGAAUGGUAAAAUUGAGGAAGCACGUGCUUUGUCCGCUGUCAGUGGUGGACCAAUUCCUGAAGAUAUUCCUAGUCAUUCUGGAUUCUUCACCGUGAACAAGCAGUACAACUCCAGUCUGUUCUUCUGGUUCUUCCCAGCCGAACAAGGCUAUGAGACGGCGCCUCUGCUAGUGUGGCUCCAGGGAGGACCAGGAUCUACCUCAUUGUACGGCCUUUUCACCGAGCUCGGACCCUUCUUCGUAGGAGAGGACCAUAAGUCGCUCGUCAAGAAUCCGUACUCAUGGCACAAGAAUCAUUCAAUCAUUUUCAUAGACAAUCCCGUCGGAACAGGAUUCAGUUUCACAGACCAGCAAGAUGGCUAUGCAAAGGAACAAGUACAAGUUGGAGCUGAAUUAUACUCAGCUAUUCUUCAGUUUCUGACAGUGUUUCCGGAGCUGCAAGCAGUUCCCUUCUUCAUAACGGGGGAAUCGUACGCAGGAAAAUACGUGCCGGCGUUUGCUUACACAAUACAUCAGAACAAUCCCACAGCGGAACUGAAGAUUAACUUGCACGGGAUAGCAGUCGGCAACGGGUUCACCGACCCUAUCACCAUCCUGGAUUACAGUCACUUCUUGUACCAGCUAGGCUUGGUGGAUACCAACACGUAUAAUGAAAUGAAGGAUAUUGAAAAAAGCGGAAAAACAGCCAUCCAAGAAGGCAGACUCGUCGACGCGUUUUGGAGUUGGAGCUACGACUUAGACGUAUUCAUGGUGACAUCGGAAUUCUGGAACCUGUACAACCUGCUGUACGAAGUGGAACCUGAGGUUGGCGGAGACCUCUACACUUUCGUGCAGUUGCCCGAAGUACGUCGGGCUCUACAUGUUGGCGAUCAGGCAUUCGCAAGCGGUGGAACUGUUUACGAGUACAUGAUCCCCGAUUUCAUGAAUUCAGUUCGCCCGUGGCUCGAGGAAGUAAUUGAGAACUACCGUGUCCUCUACUACAGUGGCCAGAUGGACAUUAUUGUGGCCUACCCGCUGACUGUCGGCUUGUUCAAUACGCUCGAGUUCACAGCCGCGGCAGAGUACCGAGCAGCAGAACGCAUUCCCUGGUACGUGGACGGGCGACUAGCAGGGUACAUGAAGAGUGGAGGUAACUUCACGGAAGUUGUAGUUCGGAACGCUGGCCACAUGGUGCCCACAGACCAACCUUUGUGGGCUUUCGACCUCAUCAAUCGGUUCACUCAAAAUGAUCUACUUCCGAGACACAAGUAAUCUUAAAAUUAACUUGAACUUCCAGGUGGAAAUGCUCUGAAAUAGACAUAAUUACUUCCUUUCCUUAAGUCCAAUGCCCUCAGCAGAUGCAGACCUUCUCUGCAUGACCUUGGGACCUACAGAAUGAGGCCUAGUUUAGUCAUCUUCAUUUAAAUGCUUCAGACUUCUGGCAAGAAAUCGUACUGUAAAACUGACGGUUUUAGAACUGAUGCCUGGCUUCAGAAACUUGUUAUUUCUGCGUCACAGCUCUCAAUCUGAACCUCUUUCGGCAACUGAGAGCUAAUUAACCAAGUGAAAUGUCUAUUUAGAUUUUAGUGAUUUGCAGUCAACGAACUCACUCCUGUCCAUAUCUCAUGGUAAGCUCCCUCUACACGACUUAGACAUGUAAAUAUCUAUCUGCAAGUACUAAUAAUUCGGUCUGUAAUUUUUAUUGCAAUGACAUUUAGAAAGAAAAAGGCGAUUUGGAAAUUACUGAACAUAUAAGAAACAAUUUUAUAAUACUCCAGUGUGAAAAAUAUAAUUCGCAAAUAAACAUGUACAGAAUCAUAA